Messenger RNA from Photinus pyralis (common eastern firefly), 2727 nucleotides. RefSeq names its product cytochrome P450 6k1-like. Bases 16 to 1041 code for a protein of 341 amino acids. The record is from RefSeq and is a predicted model, not a curated record. Lineage: Eukaryota; Metazoa; Arthropoda; Insecta; Coleoptera; Lampyridae. Gene Ontology annotation, molecular function: heme binding; oxidoreductase activity, acting on paired donors, with incorporation or reduction of molecular oxygen; monooxygenase activity. The transcript has 7 exons.
ACCGAGCUAGUUGCGAUGAUUUUGUUUAUUAAUGCCUGUGUUUGUGUUGCAAUUGCGGUAUUCCUCCCAAUUUAUUUGUAUUUUACGCGAAACUUUAAUUGUUGGAAGGAUCAAAAUGUUCCGUACGUCAAACCCACCUUCUUUUUCGGAAAUGUGUUGCCAGUUGUGUCCCAAAAGGAGUCAAUUAAUGUAUUUUUGAAAAGUCUUUAUAGGUCAACUACGUCUCCAUACGUAGGUUUUUUUUUCUUUGACAGGCCGUUGCUUUUAAUUCGUGAUCCGGAACUCAUCAAGAGAAUUCUCGUCAGUGACUUUGAUUACUUCCAAGAUCGAAGUGUGAUGUACAACGAACAUGAUAAGUACUCCAAAUCUACCUUGUUUAUGAUGAAACAACCGGCGUGGAGAACACUUCGAUCAAAAGUUACGCCAGUGUUUUCCGCGAGCAAACUGAAGAACAUGGUGCCGUUAGUUUUGGAAGCCGGUGACGAUAUGGUUAAUUUUAUUAAGCGCAAUUGCUUAGAAUCGGAAAUGGCCAACAGUAGAAGUACAACAUUCAAAUCCGCCAUCGACGCAAUUUCAUCCUGCGCCUUCGGGCUGAGAGUCAAUUCGCACGAAAACCCCGACUUUGCAGAGGCCGCCAAGGGAGUGCAAGGUGUAACUCCGUUGCGCGCCAUACAAAUGGCCGCACACUUUUUCGCACCAAUUCUGGUCAAAGCGUUUCGAAUGAAAUACGCCGAUCCCAAGUCUAGUCACUAUUUAGAAAAAAUCUUCUUGGAUACCAUUACCGAGAGAGAACGACUGAACACUAAUCGCCCCGAUCUAAUCGAACUCAUAAAGCAAAUCCGACGCAAGGAACCUGAUUUUUUUGACGACGAACUUUUGGUGAGCCUCUCCUUGCAAUUCUUGGUAGCGGGCUAUGAAACAUCCGGGGCUACUAUCGCGUAUAUUUUGUACGAGCUUUCGUUAAAUGCAUCAAUACAAGACCGGCUACGAGCGGGCGGAAGUAUUGGCCAUCCUGUCGAAGCACGAGACAAUAACGUAUGAUGCUAUUCAAGAAAUGACGUAUUUAGAUAUGGUUAUCAAAGAGGCGCUACGAAAAUAUCCGACGUUACCGUUUUUGGACCGAGAAUGCACUAAAGCGUACACCAUCCCAAACACCAAUGUCGUCAUCCAAAAAGGAGUUGCUGUCUACAUUUCGUUAACAGCACUACAGCACGAUGGGAACUAUUUCCCAGAUCCCAUGGUGUUCAAUCCAGAAAGAUUUUCAACAGAAAACAAGUCGACUAUCGUCCCAUGUACGUACAUGCCAUUCGGUGAAGGUUACAGGAACUGCUUAGCCACAAAAUUUGGUUACCUGUCGGUUUCAAUUGGAGUGAUAAAGAUAUUGUCACAUUUUGAAAUUGUACCGAGUAAAUACGCGCCCAAGGAGCUCACGUAUGAAAACGGCGGGUUUCUGUUGAUACCUACGAACGAUCAAGUUUUGGUAAAAUUCAGAAGUUUAAAUACUUGAUGAGCUAUUGUGGUUUUUUUGAUGAAAGACUAUGUAUUUGAUGUUCCGAUGUAGUCCAGGUAUCGGAAUUGCCUUGGCGAGCAUUUUUCUGGAUUUUGUAUGAAGGCGUAAGUGAUCGUUUUGUGGUCCGUAUAUACCGUGAAAGUGCCACGUUUUAGAAUGUGCUCAUGUUGUUUGAUGGUUUUGUAGAUUACGAGUAAUUCCUAGAGUAAUUCUCUGUCGUAUGCUCAGUACAUCCGUUCCGCUGGUGGUAACGUCCUCGAAAAAAUGCGAAUUCUCCGUUUUGGUACUGUUGAACGACCUCCUAUCGCGCAAAGUCUGAUCCAUCGGUCGUUAUGCUCAGCGUUGGGUCUGUUGCGGGUGGUGUAUCAUGGUUCCAUUUGUAAUUUGCUGUUGGCAUUGCUUGAAUGCUACUCGCGCUUCGAUCGUCCACUGUGUUUCCUAGAAUUUUUACUUUCAGCAGCUCAUGGAGCGGUGCUUGGAUUGACCUUGUUCGUAUUUGACUCCCAAGCUGAUGGCGAUACCAGUCGUCACUUAUUCUGAAAUGACUCUCCACUUAGGCGAACCACAUUUCGAGGUUGAUUGGCCAUAAUAGUGAUCGAGGUCAUGCCUUCGUUCGUCAUCUUCACACGUCGGGGUGACCACUGGUGAUUGCGCUAGUGACAAUGAUUUAUUUACAAUACAUAUAUAUACAUACAUAUAUACAGUGUGUCCACGGAUUGAGUGCAUAUAAAGUGCAUAUAACAAAUUUUUUAGAGUUGGAUCUUCAUGUUCUGAGAAUCGCUCCUACUUAGCCUCCAACUAAGAUAUUGAAAAAAAUGGGCCAAAUCAAUUAAUAUACAGGGUGUUUGUACGCCGAAUUCUAAAAAUUAGUCAAGAGAGUUACUUGCGAAAGUAGGGCCAUAUAUCGCAAAGCAUGACACUAUUUGAGGAUGCCAAAUAGCACGGAAGAAUGGAAUGAAAUAGCAGAAGAAUUUUAUAAUCGCUGGCAAAUUCCAAAUACCAUAUUGGAGUACUACGACGUCAGUAUGGGUUCCCCCAUGGGUGGCGAGUCGCCCCCUCAGUUGUUACACAAGGGGGGCCGCGCCCCCUCUAACAAUGAGUAGAUAAAUCACUCAAAAGCGACUAACACAUCUUCUACUGCAUGUGCAUGCAGAAAUUACAAAAAGUGUAGAAGUAGAGGAUAUAUUGAAAGAAUUUGCCAGAAAGACUGCGGAAAG